AUGUCGCAUAUGCUCAGGAGCGUCAAGAAUGUCACCAAGGGUUACUCGUCCGUCCAGGUCAAAGUCAGAAAUGCGACCAGCAACGAUCCUUGGGGCCCGACAGGCACCGACAUGGCCGAAAUUGCCAAGAUCACCUACAACAGCUCGACGGAUUUCUACGAAGUCAUGGACAUGCUCGACAAGCGCCUCAAUGACAAGGGCAAGAACUGGCGCCAUGUCUUGAAAUCGCUCAAAGUUCUCGACUACUGCCUUCACGAGGGCUCCGAGUUGUGCGUCACAUGGGCUCGCAAGAACAUCUACAUCAUCCGCACCCUCCGCGAGUUCAUUUAUCUUGACGAGGAGGGUCGUGAUGUUGGUCAAAACAUUCGUGUCUCUGCUAAGGAGUUGACCUCUCUCAUCAUGGAUGAAGAACGCCUGCGCUCCGAACGUCAAAACAGACACUCAUGGAAAUCAAGAGUCACUGGUCUCGAAGACAUGUCUGGCGGAGGUUACGAUAGCGAGACGCAUUCGACGCCGAGAAAGCCACGUGAGCGUGCCAACAGAGGACGAACCGAAGACGAUGAUCUCGAAUACAGACUUGCGCUCGAAGCAAGUAAGAACGAGGCCGAGGAAGAUGCCAGACGACGUGCCAUGAAGAACAGAGGUGGUGAGGAAGACGACGAUCUGGCCAAAGCGCUCAAGUUGAGCAAGGAAGAGGAAGAAGCACGCAAGCGCGAGUUUGACGAUGCGAAUGCAGCUUCGCUGUUUGACGAUACGCCUGCGCAGACGCAGCAGCCCACCGGCUUCAACCAGGGUUACCAGCAACAGACAGCCGUCGACUGGUUUGGUAACCCUAUGGGACAACAGCAACCUCAAUCCACUGGUUACCUGAACAACGCCUACAACCAGCAGCCGCUUCAAGCCCAGCAGACGGCCUUCCCUUCAGACUAUUCUGGCUACUACCAACAGCCACAGCCCACCGGCUUCGACCAGUCCUUCCAGCAGCAACAACAGCCGCAGCAGCAAUUCCUACAGCCACAGGCGACCGGCUACAAUCCCUGGGCCACUCAGAUGCAGCCUCAACAACAGCAGCAACAACAACCUCAGCAGACAGCUCAACCUGGCUCGAACAACCCAUGGGCUCUGUCGUCGCCCGCCUCGUCAGAGGCUCUGCGCCCACAGCCCACUGGCUCCAACAAUCCUUUUGCCUCGUCUUUCAACCGCCCGCAACAGACUCAGCAGCAGAGAGCCCCCACCCUGUCUGCACUGCAAGAACAAAAGACGGCUACGCAAUUCAAUCAGCCUGCAUACAACCCCAUUACCAGCUACCAAGCUCCCCAGCCCACAGCUGCUCCUUUCCAGCAGCCAGCUCAAACUGCCCAGCCCAUGGAUCCUCACCGCGCACAGCUCAACGCCCUUCUGUCUUCUGGUGAAGGCCAAGACACUUUUGGCAACGUCGGAAACAUGCGCAUUCCUGCUCAGCAUACCGCUCCUGGUACAUUUGUCAACAGUGCUGGUCAGGGACUGACCAAACUCGAAGCUUCGCGCACUGGCAACAACCCCUUCUUACAAUCUCAAUUCACUGGCAUGCCUCAACAGCAGUUCCCUGCACAGACUGGACCUGCAAAUGGAUAUGCAUCGUCCAAUCCUUUCGGUCAAAGGCAGCAAGCUCCGCAGCAGUCAGGCAGUCUUAUUGACCUGUGA
This is a messenger RNA of Aureobasidium melanogenum CBS 110374, 1683 nucleotides long. Its product is annotated as ENTH-domain-containing protein. The transcript is spliced from 4 exons. Lineage: Eukaryota; Fungi; Ascomycota; Dothideomycetes; Dothideales; Saccotheciaceae. Gene Ontology annotation, biological process: actin filament organization; endocytosis. The coding region runs from base 1 to 1683 and encodes 560 amino acids. Gene Ontology annotation, molecular function: phospholipid binding; clathrin binding. The record is from RefSeq and is a predicted model, not a curated record. Gene Ontology annotation, cellular component: clathrin vesicle coat; plasma membrane; endosome.